Molecule: messenger RNA, 1795 nt
Organism: Syzygium oleosum
Lineage: Eukaryota; Viridiplantae; Streptophyta; Magnoliopsida; Myrtales; Myrtaceae
Product: protein ENHANCED DISEASE RESISTANCE 2-like
Exons: 3
Coding region: 432-1367 (311 amino acids)
Source: RefSeq, a predicted model, not a curated record
AGAUUCCUCAAUUUUCAAUUACCGUCUCGUCCACGGCGAAUAGGAAAGUGUGACAUCGAUCCACGAACGCAAUCGUUGCAUCCUCCGAAGUCCGACGUGAGAAUCUUCUUCUGUCUUUAGUCGGUCGUUCAUCUUGCCACGAAGUUAAACCAAUAAAGAUCGUUUCUUUUAAAGUCUAUACCUGUUGGCGAAAUAAAAGUGCAAUUCUUGGAAAAGUAAAAGGGCGAGCUUCUUUCAAAAGAGAAAAAAGAAUGACAGCAAAUAAAUGGGAGAGAUCUCACCUCGAGCUGUCGAUGAAGCUUCCCGUCUUGACUAGGUAAAUUUAUCACCAAAAACCCAAAUGAGCCCUUGAUCAGAUGACCUGUUAGCUGGUUAUGAAACAGACCCAGGUUCUGAAAUUUCUCCUCAACAGCUAAAGUCAAUCAGGGGAAAUGUGCAGCUCUGCCGACGCAAGUGAUCCUCAGUGGAUAGAGAAAGUCAAGUCAGAGGGGGCUGUUCCAUGCCUUGAUCCUGAUAACUGUCCAAACGGAUGGGCUUCUCCACCUGGAGACAUAUUCAUGGUUAGAGGUCCAGAGUAUUUUGCAAACAGGGUCAAAAUUCCCGCUGGCGAGUAUCUCUUGAAGCCUCUUGCAUUUGAUUGGAUUAAAAGCUCUUCAAAAGUCUGGGAGGUCAUGAACAAUCCAAAUAACCGUGUGAGGAAGGCCAUCGAAACUGAAUUUCCUGAUGGGGACAGACCUUUUGUAUGGGCUUUCAAUCUCCAAGUGCCAAGCAAGGAUAACUAUAGUGCUGUUGCGUAUUUUGUAGCCAAGGAACCUAUUCAAGAGGGUUCCCUGAUGGACCAGUUCUUAAGAGGUGAUGAUGUGUAUAAAACCUCGCGUCUCAAAAUGAUUGCAAACAUCGUGAAGGGUCCUUGGAUAGUUAAAAAGGCUGUUGGAGAGCAGGCUAUUUGCAUAAUUGGACGUGCCCUUACCUGUAAAUAUGUUGUAUCCGACAAUUUUAUAGAAGUAGAUGUGGAUAUUGGGUCCUCGAUGGUUGCCAGUGCGAUUGUUCACUUGGCAUUUGGCUACAUCACGACAUUGACAGUUGAUUUGGCUUUCCUUAUUGAGAGCCAGACACAGUUGGAGCUACCAGAAAGAAUCUUGGGCGCUGUUAGAUUCUCAGAGCUGGACCCUGCUUCAGCGAGGCCAAUGGAACCGUUUGAUUGUACUAACGUAAAUUUACAAUCCUCUCUUUCCAGUAGAUGGUGGAGGUCCAUCGGUCAAGGGUUUUCCCAUUUAAUUAGUCAAAGCUCCCAGGAAAGCAGCUCUCCUUCUGGAUCAGUGCACAGUAAUGGCAUUGGCGGUGAUAACAAGAAUGACAAAUUAUAAAAUGGGAGAAUCAAUUGCUAAGCUAAGAUUCAGUAUACCUUCUCGUGAGCACUCUUCUUUAGCACAGCUUUUACCUAUUAAAGGAGAUCUUUUGACACAGGAACUUUAACAAGAACUAGUCAAGGUUUAAGAGCUCAUAACAGUGGAAAAAGUGAUUCAUCUUCAUUAGACACAAGGUGCUCUUUUUUUGGAGAGAUCUCCACUUCUGUUAAAAAGAUCAGAAAAUUGUGCAAUGACAAUUGAUUACAAUAUCACCCUUAGGACUCCAACCAGAAAAGAGUUCACCUUGUGUCCGACUUCCGGACCUGACUAGAAGGCCUUCAAGUUUGUAAUGGGAAUUACACUCAUGCUUAUGUGGUUGUAUCUGAUGCUUGCCAGUGCCACAAUAUUUGUAGUGGGAAGUCAAUUUAAGUGUUCAGGCUCUUGAU